Messenger RNA from Nicotiana tabacum (common tobacco), 816 nucleotides. The record is from RefSeq and is a predicted model, not a curated record. Lineage: Eukaryota; Viridiplantae; Streptophyta; Magnoliopsida; Solanales; Solanaceae.
AUGACAAACCCACAAGACAACCCUGGAACUCCUCCACAUCCCACUCCCUCUAAUUCAUCUACCUCUCCUCCACCUAGCACGACUCCCAAACCCAGGCUGAGAAGGGUAAAAAUGUUGGCUCGAAAGAUAUUAGCUUCUGGGGCUUUCUCGAGGAAAUUGAAUGAGCAAUUAAAGGCAAAAAAUGUUGAAGAGAGUGGCAAGAAGUUAAGGGGAAGUAGUUCUGGUGAAGUUGCUGAAGGGUUAGUUAAUUUAAGAGCACAGGGAGAUGAACUCGGUUCAUCAACUGAAGAGACCCUAGCAGACCUAUUAAAAAAGGUAGGGGCAAGUUACGAUCAAAAGAAAAUGAGAACUGCCACACCAAAAUCCCCCAGUGCUCCUAAACCCUCCAAGAAAAGAAAGACUUCAUCUCCCACAACUACUGAAACUUCCUUGCCAAAGGGAAGAUCCACAAGAAACAGGGUGAAACAUAGUGAGAGUGAUCUACAAAAGGCUCUGGCUGAAAAUCCAUCAGGAGGAAGUUACAACAGUGGAGGUUCAGACCCCCAAGCCCAAAAGGCCCAAGAUUCUUCCAAGAAGUCUUCCUCUGUGUCUGAGGCUAUUGAACCCUCAUUGGCCAAGAGGACAAGGUCUGUAGUGAAAAGUAAACAAGUUAGAGUUUCUGAAGAGAAGGAAUGGAGUGGUGAAGAAGAAAGUGAGUCUGAUGGUGAACAAGACAAGCUGGCCAAGUUUGGCAAGAGAAAAAUUUUGAAGGGUAAAUUGCUGAAAGACCUGGUGGAACCAGGAAUGAUGAUAUUGGUGGAUGCCUUAGCUGCUUAG